AAGGGAGCUAACCGCGAUUAACCGGAAACAGUUACAUGCUAGUUAUUAUCCAAGAUGGCUUCUGUGAUGACUGGCGGUUUGUCUUAUUCCAGCAUGAGCAAUCAGAUUUAUAGCGACAUGGGGAUGGACUGGAUGAACCAAGAACAGACCACAGGGACUACAAUUGCUGCAGUUGAAUUUAAUGGUGGUGUAGUCAUUGGGGCUGAUUCAAGAUCAACAGCAGGAGUUUACAUAGCAAAUCGAGUAACUGAUAAGUUGACAAAGAUGACUGAUUAUAUUUACUGUUGCCGCUCUGGAUCAUCAGCUGAUACACAAGCUGUUGCAGAUAUUGUCCACUACCACCUUAACUUUUACAGAAUGGAAAUGGGUGAAGAGCCUCGAGUCAAUGUUGCUGCUAAUAUAUUCAAAGAUCUUUGUUACAAUUAUAGAGACAGCAUUACAGCUGGUAUUAUAGUAGCCGGAUGGGAUGAACAGAUGGGAGGUCAGGUUUACACUAUCCCGCUGGGUGGUAUGAUCAAUCGUAUGCCGUGUGCCAUUUCUGGUUCUGGAAGCAUCUAUAUUUACAGUUAUGUUGACUCCAACUUCAAACCUAACAUGACUAAAGAAGAAUGCUUGAAGUUUACAGCUAAUUGUAUUUCCUUAGCAAUGACCAGAGAUGGUAGCAGUGGUGGAGUUAUUCGUCUUGCUGCCAUUACUAAGAAUGGUGUGGACAGAGUAAAUCUGAUUGGUGAUGAAAUACCAAAGUUUAAUGAUUCUUAAGUAAAAUAAAUAUAUCCUAACUUUUCAUUUUCCUAAUCUAUCAUAAUCAUUUCUUUUUUGUUACAAUAAAGAAAAUAGAAUGCAAGA
Molecule: messenger RNA, 846 nt
Organism: Octopus sinensis (East Asian common octopus)
Lineage: Eukaryota; Metazoa; Mollusca; Cephalopoda; Octopoda; Octopodidae
Product: proteasome subunit beta type-6
Exons: 6
Coding region: 55-759 (234 amino acids)
Cellular component (GO): proteasome core complex
Molecular function (GO): threonine-type endopeptidase activity
Source: RefSeq, a predicted model, not a curated record